Molecule: messenger RNA, 1147 nt
Organism: Ailuropoda melanoleuca (giant panda)
Lineage: Eukaryota; Metazoa; Chordata; Mammalia; Carnivora; Ursidae
Gene: UBE2L6
Product: ubiquitin conjugating enzyme E2 L6
Exons: 4
Coding region: 128-589 (153 amino acids)
Source: RefSeq, a predicted model, not a curated record
GUGGGCGGGGCUUUUUUGGGAGGCGGUACCAUGUGGGCGGUGCCAUAGGGGGGCGGGGCGCUCCGAGGGGGCGCGCCAGACUGCAGUCUUGCUGGAGCGCACAGAAGCCCCCGAGCUCGGUCCCGAGAUGACAGCCAUGAAGCGGGUGGCGAAGGAGCUGGAAGAUCUUCAGGCAAAGCUUCCGCCGUACCUACGGGACCUGUUCAGCGACGACGCGGACGUCCUGGUGUGGCAUGUGCUCCUUCUGCCUGAGAAACCACCCUACAACCUCAAGGCCUUCCACCUGCGCAUCAACUUCCCCGAGGACUAUCCAUUCAAGCCCCCUACGGUGACAUUCACCACCAGGAUCUACCACCCCAACGUGGGCCACAACGGACGGGUUUGCCUGCCCAUCACCAGCCGUGAGAACUGGAAGCCUCACACCAAGACCUGCCAAGUCUUGGAGGCCCUCAGCGUGCUGGUGAAUAGACCGGACCUGGAGCAGCCGGUUCGGGUGGAGCUCGCCGAUCUGCUGGUACAGAACCCAGAGCUGUUCACCCGAGAGGCCAGAGACUUCACCCUCAAGUAUGGAGUGGACCGACCCUCCUGACUGUUCUCACCCCUCUCUGCGCUGGAGCCUCUGCGUGAUGGACGGACACAUCUCGUGGACUGAGGGCCAGAGCCCCCUCCUUUGUUCCGUAUUUUCCUUCAUAGAUUGUUAGUCAUUAGUGUGUGUGUGUGUGUAUGUGUGUGUGUGGUGUGGGCCCAUUCCCAGCUCACCUGGCCGCAGGUGGGUUUUCCUGGUCUCUUUCUCUGCCCCAGAGCCAGAGGAGUUCACCACGGGACAGUUAGGGGCCAGCUCUCCAGCGCUCUAGGGCAUGGAAAUCCUGGUCUCACUAAUUGCUCCUUCUUACAGACACAGGUCACCUCCCAGGCUGGUGGGCAGGAAAUGAGCCCAGAACCAACCAGAAUCCCCGCAGGGCCCAGGGACCAGGGGGCAGAGGGGGCAGGGCCCUCAGAAUCAUAUUUACAGUUGAGUGAUUUGUUUACUGAGUGACUGAAGUCGGCCCCACUGCUAAUAGGUACUACGAGUCUAGAUUGAGGUGCCAAACCUUUCCUUCCCCACUGAUAAACCACAAAAUGAAGAAUUUCCAUCCAGGAAAUCUGA